This is a messenger RNA of Miscanthus lutarioriparius, 597 nucleotides long. The record is from the annotation of a GenBank genome assembly. Lineage: Eukaryota; Viridiplantae; Streptophyta; Magnoliopsida; Poales; Poaceae.
AUGUACGGUUCCGACUGCCAUGUGAUGGACGACCCCCCGGCGGCGCCAAAUGGUUCCAAGGUGGUGACCCUGCUGUUCCGCCUGUCCACGCUGGCGCUGGCGCUCACCUCGGCGGUCGUCAUGGCCACCGCCAGCGAGUGCACCAUCUACGGCGACCUCCACGACGGCGCCGGCACCGCCACUGCCGUCACCUUCAAGGAUUACCAGCCCUUCGUAUACCUUGUAGGGUCCAACAUCGCAGCGACGAUCCUGGAGGUGGCCGCGAUCUACCUACAGGUCGUCGCCGGCAACAAGCAGGGCGGCGACGCCAACGACGAGGAGGAUGCGCCGCCGCCGCCCAUGAUUAAUCCCCGGGACGUCCUGGUUGCCGCCGACGUCGCUGUGCAGGUGCUGCUCUACUCCGCCACCGGCGCGGUGUUCGCGGCGGCGAUGGCCUACGGCCCGCAGAUCAGCGCCUGCGCCGGCGCCGGCGCCGGCCACUUGUGCGAGCAGGUGCGCAGGUCCAAGAUCAUCUCCUUGGCCGCCAGCCUCUCCGCCGGCCUCGCCUCCAUCGCCAAGGACGUCCCGCUGCCCUUCUCCGUCUGGCCCCAUAUGUAG